AUGCGGUUUUUUGUACCCGAAUGUAACACUAUAUUUAAGGGCCAUGUGCGCAAAAAAAAAGCGUUAAUAAAAUCAGGAGUUGAUGUUUAUCAACCAAAAUGGUUUGCUUUUGAAUUUAUGGAGUCUUUUCUGCAACCAGUAUAUAAAAGCCAGACACCUACAAAUACUCCAGAUACAGUAAGUACCUGCGAUAAAUAAAAAUAUUUCUAAUUUAAAUACAUAUAUUAUUUAAUAUAAUAUAAUCAAUAACUUUUUAAUGAUUCAAUAUAUUUCUUUAUAUUGUAAUAGAUGUAUUAGAUAUUAUUGUUUACGUAUGCGAUAAAUGCUUUUCUAAUCUUAAUAGCGUUCGUCGUCGGUCGACGAGAUACCACUUUCAAAGGCCUAAUUGUGCUAUAAUCCUGUACGUCCUUCUCCACUAUCCCUCUUGAAUUAAAGUGCCGUUGUUAUUUUACGCACAAAUGUCUCCGGUGAGCAUAAAUAUGGUUGGAAUUACUUUUUCUGAUAAAAUUGUGUAGUAAUAUGCAUGCCAUGGUCAAAAGUGUUACUUUUUCUUUGUUUAAUGUAAUCGGUUUUCUAAUUAUUCGGAAUUUCGAUGCCAAUAUCCCAAAAGUGUUUUCGACUAACACACGUGAACUAGAUAAUUGUUCGUUAAAUAAGCAUUUCUCAGUUCCCAAAUUCAUGAUUUCCCGGAUAAUGCUUCAUAAUGUGCGUGCUCAGCGCAAAAGCACCGUCACAUAAAAAACAUAAGGCAAGGGCUCGUCUGAUCCCGCAGGCAAAGAGCAUGGUGUUGGAAAAUUAAAUUUAUUUUCUAUAAUACACUAAUCCUUCCUGGGUUUCCGAUGUCAACGAAAAUAAAUUGGUACCUUAUUACAGUCUACUACGGCUAAAAAGACAAUGCUGAAAGAUCUUUUGUAAUUGAAAUACUCUGAUCCUGUGUGAGCAUUGUAUUACAAUGCGCUUUCCAACCAUUGCUCCAAUGGCAAAUGGAAAGGUUCCACUAAAUCCUUUUUCUAUAUUUAACCAUUCUUUUUUUUGUAGACUGUAUUUGUAAAAAAAAAAAACAAAAAAGUAUAGAAAUAUUAUUUUUUUUUUUUGUUUAGUCUGUUGCAAUUAACGAACAAAAUCAAAGUGUGAAAACAGAGAAUACAACAGAGAGCACGAAUACAAUAGUUCCUGAACAACCAAACCAAACGCCUUCACGGCCAAAUCCAACGAAUAAACGUCGUUUUACCCCUCCUGAGCUUCAAAAAGUAGUGAACCAAAUGAAGGAAGAGUUUAACAUGAUAAAGAAUGUAACUACGAAAAGAGGUAGUGAUAAAGAAGAUGAUGAAGAAUAUGAUCUGCUUGGUAAACUAUUGGCGAAAAAAAUAAGGAAACUCCCAGAACGUGAACGGGAGGAAUUUUUGUAUGAGAUCCAAGGUGUGUACAUCAACAAACUAUGUAAUGCAAACUCUUUCUCUACUCAUUCAAAUGCCUCAUCUACUGAACAAUCUGAUCCGACACAUCAAAUCAAACCUCCCUCUAAUGUUUCAUCACAUUCUGAAUCGACAUGUCCGAUUUAUCAACCAAACGAUCAACUACAUUUGAAUAAAAAUAUACUUGUCGAUAAACAAAAUACAUCUAUAAAAUUUGAAAAUUAUUAUGAUCUCGUUGAAGAAAAAAACAUUAAACAAGAGAUUCUUGAUUGA
Messenger RNA from Cinara cedri, 1688 nucleotides. Lineage: Eukaryota; Metazoa; Arthropoda; Insecta; Hemiptera; Aphididae. The record is from the annotation of a GenBank genome assembly.